Lutra lutra (Eurasian river otter) is the source of this 1311-nucleotide messenger RNA. It is a transcript of the gene RD3L, whose product is annotated as RD3 like. NCBI's taxonomy places the organism in Eukaryota, Metazoa, Chordata, Mammalia, Carnivora, Mustelidae. The coding region runs from base 560 to 1156 and encodes 198 amino acids. The record is from RefSeq and is a predicted model, not a curated record. The transcript has 4 exons.
GAUAUAAGCAGCCUUCUUUGCCUACUUUGCUCAAUCAUAACAAAUGUUCACAAAACGGGUAUUUCGCAAAUCAUCAAGACUGAUCUGUUUGUCUUGCUUUCAUGGGAGGGGACAGUGACCUGGCUUCUAGAUGGCCCGUGAGUUAAGCUGAAGAAUAAAGGCAGCGGGGUUAUUUUUAGCGCUCUACAGGCAUAAAAAUACAGCACGAAACUGUGACCUACAGCUACGCACGGCACAGCAGCGCACCACGCGACCGUCUCCCCGUAGCCGGGAGCGCAUCCGUGCUGCCCCGCACUGUCGCUCCGCUUCAUUACCAAAGAGAAGUCGGAGGCAUUUAGGACCGGAGCCCACUGCCGCUGGCAUCUUUCUCAAACAGACGGAGCUACGUUCAGAAGGUAGACCGUUCUGUAAUUCGUGCAGAAGACUUCAGUGGGUAAAUAAGGAGGCUCACUCCUUCCAACAGGGGCCACAGCCAGGAGCCCAGCGCACGCCCGAGUAACCACCGCUUCGCCACUAAGUCAAGCAGAGCUGCUGGCAGACCCAACGUACCAGGCUAAAAAUGCCACUUUUUGGCUGGAUGAAGUGGCCAAAAUAUGAUUCCUACAAACCCACACACUACCCCGGCUCCGAAGCCGUGACGAAGACUCUGCUUCGGGAACUGAAGUGGCAUCUGCAAGAGCGAGAGAGAUUAAUACAAGAGAUCGAAAAUGAACAGAAAGUGAGAAAAACAGGUGUGGAUUACAGCUGGCUGAGAAACUACCAGAAUCCCCACACGACCAUCCCUGCCACCGAACAACGACAACUUGAAGUCCUUUGCUCCCAAGUUCAGCCUUGUCAAACUGGAACUAUUCUCAGCAGAUUUCGAGAAGUUUUAGCAGAAAACGAUGUACUGCCAUGGGAAAUAGUCUACAUCUUCAAGCAAGUUCUGAAAGACUUCCUAACCAGUUCUAGCAAAGGUAACCAGCAAGAAGGCCCAGAAGAGUCAGGGAACACAGAUUGUCCCAUUCCGUCUGUGAUCCUGGGGACAAGCUCCAGGAGUUCCGAUAAAGACGAAAUACCCACGAUUUCCAGCUACGUGGACAAAACCACAAAGAACAGGUUCCCAGCGUUCUCACAUAGAAUAUGGAACCUACCCUAUUAUUACCCAUCGAGUUAAGUUACUUAUAACCGGAAGAGUUUUUAUGGCCAUCUUUAGAAGAAUUCUUAGUAUUAAGAAUAUGAAAAAGUAAUGUGAUUUCACGUUUCUCUGUUGCAAAGUCAGAUGUUAAGUAGUUUUUAACUAUGCAUCCUAUGUUUUAAAUAGUGUCCCUU